Epinephelus fuscoguttatus (brown-marbled grouper) is the source of this 5667-nucleotide messenger RNA. It is a transcript of the gene rtkn2, whose product is annotated as rhotekin 2. The record is from RefSeq and is a predicted model, not a curated record. The coding region runs from base 336 to 2429 and encodes 697 amino acids. Gene Ontology annotation, biological process: hemopoiesis; positive regulation of cell population proliferation; signal transduction. The transcript has 12 exons. Lineage: Eukaryota; Metazoa; Chordata; Actinopteri; Perciformes; Serranidae.
UUGUACGCUACUUAACCACGGUGGCUUUUAAUCCGGCAUUGGUUGCGUCAUUACGUUAAAGUAAGUUUAGAUAAGAUUUAAUAUUUUGAGCAUCAUGGUAACGUGUAAGCUAAUUUUUCACUUGUAUUAUAUUUGUAACCGUCUUAAAAUGUUUGUUAGUUUCUAUUAAUGAUUUAUCUAUAUUUUGAAAGGACUUACUUGAAUAUUUAUUCGAUAAAAAUCGUCAUGGCGGCAGACGCCGUGUCAAAAUCGAACCACCCUGUCCGUUAGAGGGGCGUUGGCAGUUGGAGCAGGAAUGUGCUGCGCGUGCUGUCGCUAGCGAAUGGACAGACAACAUGGAGGACCAGCGGGAUGUUCAAACUUCCAGGAGAAACGGGAGCUCCAGGUCGUUGUUAUCGGCCGGUUCUGCCGUGGCGAUGGAGAUUAAACGGAAGAAAAUACGACAAAGCGCAUUAUUCCUACAAACAGAGAACACGAACAUACAGGAAAAGCUCGACUUUGAGAUGCGAAUGCGCGAGGGUGCCUACAAGCUGCUGCUCGCCUGCAGUAAGAGAGAGCAGGUUCUCAACGCCUCCAAGAACCUGCAGACCUGUAACGCCAGGAUCAAGGCUUAUCUCUCACAGCUGCAGAAGAAGAAAGAGGAGCAGGACGCAAUGGGAGCGGUCAUGAAACUUUCAGAUCCAGUUUCAGAUGAGCGUGUAUCCUGUAAUGGGACAAUUGCAGUGUCUGGGCUGCGCUUUCCUUUGAUGUGGAGGGAUUCAGCCUACUUUAACAACAGAGGGAGCUCCCGUCGAGUUGCGGUGUUCUGUCUGAUGCAGAUUGGCUCCGAGGUGUUUGACACAGAGAUGGUGGUGGUGGACAGAUCAGUCACUGACAUUUGCUUUGAGGGAGUCACCAUCUUUAAAGACGCAGAUCCUUACUUUGAGCUGAAGGUGGAGCUGUGGAGCUGUGCCGUGGAGGAAGAGCUCACCUUGGUAAACACGCCAAAGAAGUUGGCAAAGAAGCUCCGCAGCUCCUUUGGAAAGACCGCUGGGAAGAAGCUGUGCCCUCUGCUGGACAGUCCAGACCCUGACACCUUCCUGCAGUACAACCCCAUACCCGUCGGAGCCAAGUACAGCCUGCUGGCCUACACUACACUGAGCCUGCCCGAGGCAGACGGCAGCUUUCAGUCUCACUCUCUCAUUGUCCUCCAAGACGCUGAGUGGUCAUCUUGGCUCCCCCUGUAUGGCAACCUCUGCUGCCGCUUGGUGGCCCAGCCUACCUGCAUGACACAGAGCAUGAUGAGCGGCUACCUGAGCCAGAAGCAAAGUGUGGAGGGGAUCUAUCGCUGCUGCAGUCUGUACUGUGUGCUGAGCGCUGGACUUUUGUCCUGUUACUUCACCCCGGAGGAAAUUGAUGCUAAAGUGCAGCCCACCCUCAACGUACCCAUCAACAAGGACACCCGGAUCCGUGUGGUGGAGAAGGACUCAGCAGGCCAGAAAUCCAGGAGUCUGUCCAUCAUCAACCCUUCACCGGACGGGUCUGAGACCGUCGUCUUCACCACGGAAACCAGGGAGGAGCUGGAGGACUGGCUGGACGCCCUCCAUCAGCACCUCUAUGAUCAGAGCCAGUGGCUGCACUGCUGCAACCAGCUAAUGAAGAUUGAGGUCGUGUCACCACGGAAACCAUCACUCUUCCUCACCAAGCAGGCUGACUCUGUUUACAAUGACCUCAGUAUAAAUUCACCCGGCAAGUUUGAGAGCAUCACAGACAUGAUCCACAACAAGAUAGAGGAGACAGACGGCCGCUAUCUUAUAGGUCAUGAGGAGGAGAAGGAAGUGCCUAAUUGGUCCACUCUGUUUGACGGGUCCCAUUCAAUGGUAGUAGUGCAGAAGGGUGUUCUGUCCCAGAGCAAAACCUCCACCCCUUACUCAAGCCCCAACCCCAACACCAGCUCUACGUCCAUCGGCAGCAAGAAGCGUCGUGCCCCGCCCCCUCCCUCCGACAGAGAGCCUUACGCUCCUCCCAGCCGCCCUGCCAGACCUCCACUCCCUGCCUCUCUUCCUCCUCCUCUUCCUUCAUACCAGGAGAAGGAGAACUCCGGCACUUGCACUUCACGCCCAGCUGCAAGGUCCAAAACUGGCAGGCCCUCUCUGGACGCCAAAUUCUCUGCCAUCAUCCAGCAGCUCCAGCGGAGCAACGCAGGAGGAGCUGGAGCCAUCAGCCGGAAAAACGCUCCACUGGGUGUCCUCGACAUACAACCACACAGCCAGCCUCAGCCUCCUCUCCAGCAGCUGGAGCACCACAACCACCACUCCCAGCACGCUGAAGCCGCAGGUGAACACGGCUUCCUCAGAGCGAGUCACGGUCCUGGUCCUGGUCCUGUUCCCGCACCGAGGAGCAAACUGAGGAAGUCUUUCAGAGAGAGGAUGAACCUUAAAGCAUUGUGACCUCCACCUGCAACAUUAGCUGAAUUUAACAAACUAAACUUAGUGUGCCACUAAUACAAAUAACAGAACGUUUCAGCUGAGCUCAGUGACAUUUAUAAAAUCAGAUAUCACAGUAUACUUGACUGCAGCUCAGUAGCAAUAAUGAUAUUUAGAGCAUGACUGUAAAUGUGGACCCACUGGUUUUCCCAUUAACAUCGUUAGCUGCUAGUCGGCCCAGCCACCUCCCUCUGUGUCCUUAUGCUAAGCUAAGCUAGCUAUCUCCAACUCCAACUUAAUGAGCUGAUAGAUAAGAGAGUGGUAUCGAUCCUCUCGUCAUAUUUCCCAAACUGUUGACCUAUUUCUUUAACCUAAAGGACGGGUGGGUGACCUGCUCACUUAAACAAAGAUCCUCACAGUGUCCAUCAUGACGACCCAAAUCCCAGCUGACACCUCAUAUCACAAUAUCAAUACUGUAUUGAUGCAUCUGCAGCUCCACUGUCCAUUUAUAAACUCUUUCAUGUGCAGCUAACCCGUAGAUGAAAUUGAAAGCUGUAUGUUGGCUCGAGCGCCGCCGUCAUCAAUCCCACUAAAAUGGAAAGGCUUAUUUCUCAGCUCUGCCACUGGAACAUGGGCCGAAGAAAGAGCCUUUGCAAAAGCACUCAAAUUGGAAUUGAUCCAUUGGCCGACUGUGAACGAGUCAUUCCUUUUGGAACUAUUGACUUAUUCCACUUACUGUGACAACUUUAUGACCACUAUAGCUGAUUUUAAGGGAGCAGGAUUUUAGGAGCAAUCGCAAGCACUAAUGUGACUUAUCCAUUUCCCAGAGGUCCUAAUAAUGGAGUGACCUUGGUUUUCAGAGGCUACACACUAUGUCCAACAUAAUUUAACACUGCAGCCUGUAAAUGCUAUGUGCAUAAAUGAAUGAAUGAGUCUUUUGAGUGGCUGACAUAAUGAAUGCCCUUGUGUUUGUGUUUUGAACAUAUCCAAUAUUGCCAGCCACUAAAUAUUUCAACCAAUUAACAGUCACGUGUUGAAGAAUGGUCUUCGUAAUUACACACAGUGUACAAAACAUUAGCUUCAGCUACUUUCUCUGAAAUUGCCUGGCAAGAUGAAGCAUUACGGUGAAAGCUACAAUCCCUUUUUUUUUUAUCUCACCCUCUAAAAUUCUGUUUAAUCAAGAGGGGGGGAUGUAGAUUUGGGGGGAGGCGGAUUACAGGAGGAUUUAGUUUAAGCAUUGAAAGAACCAAGAAUGGAUUGUACAAAAGGGGAUGCUGCUCAAUAUUAGCAGCAAGUUCAAAAUGUUUUCCAUGCCUGGUGUGUAUUACCAACACAUUAAUCACUUUGAUGUUGUACUGUAUAUACAUGGACAAACAAGGGAAGGUUCUCGGAUCAGACUUCACAGCAUCUGUUUUUAUUGACGCUGAAACACCUUGGACUGUGUGAUAAUGGCUGAAAUCAUCACAGUAUCCUGUUGCACUUCCUGUAACAUCUUGGCCAUUUUCAGUUGUGCUUAGUGUGCGAGAGACUAAAGGAUAUUAAAUUACACACCGAUGUUAGUGACAGUUAUGGUGAAAGCUAACAUUAACAUACAGUAUUUCAGAUUAACUGUGUAGCUGUGGUGAAAGCAGGACAUGUUGCACCUGCAGAUAUUAAAGGGACAGUUCACCCCAAAAUCAAAAAUACAUGUUUACUCUUACCUGUAGUGAGAUUAUCAAUCUAGAUUGUUUUUGUGUGAGCUGUUGAAUGUUUGAGAUAAUGUCUGCCUUCUCUCAAAUAUAGUGACUAGAUGGCACUCGGCCAAAAAAAAAAAAAAUAAAUACGUUUGAAAAACUCAACAUCAGUGUCUCUUUCCAGAAAUCAUGACCCGGUUACUCAAUAUAAUCCACAGACCUUGUUGUGAGCAGUUUCUUACCGGAACUUUAUUUCUACGGAACUACAGUGGCCAACCAUAUCACCUUGCAGAAGGGAGCGUGCAUCUACUCAUGGAUGAGAUGCUCGUGCUCGUGAUGUAAACAUAUUGCCACCCUCCAUGGCUGAGCUGUAACUUCAGCUAGCUCAGUGGUGCUAGGUGAGCUAGCAGUAGAUGCGUGCUUCCCUCAUCGUAGUAAAACAGUGAGCAAUUUCAUGUAGGAACUAAUUCUUUCUACCAAACUACACCCACCAACUGUAUCACCGUGCGGAAGGAAGCGUGCAUCUACUCCUGGAUGAGAGGCUCGUACCCAUGACAGCGCAAGAUGUAAACAUAUUGGCACCUUCCUUGGCUGAGCUGUAACUUUAGCUAGCUCAAUGGUGCUUGGUGAGCUAGCAGUAGAUGCAUGCUUCCCUCUUCGUAGUAAAACAGUGAAGACUUUCAUGAACUAUUUUCUUUCUACCAAACCACACCCACCAACUGUAUCACUGCUCAGAAGGAAGCGUGCAUCUACUGCUAGCUCAACUAGCACCACUGAGUUAGCUAACAUUACAUCUCAUUUUAGGAGGACGCCAUUAAUGUUUACAUCUGGCGCUGUCACAAACACGAGCCUCUCAUCCAUGAGUAGAUGCACACUUCCUUCUGCGCUGUGAUAUAGUUAUAAGUUCCUUCAAGCAACUGCUCACAACAAGGUCUGUUGAUUAUCUUGAGUAACUGGAUCAUGACUUCUGUAAAGAGACAUUGCUGUUGUUUUUUGUCACGUUGAGCACCACAAGCUGAGUGUCAUCUAAUUCCAUUAUAUUGGAGAGAAGGCAGACAUCUCUACGGCUGAUAUCUCCAACACUCGCCAGCUCACUCCAAAACAGUCUAAAGUGAAACAGCACUACAGGUAAAAUUGUGUUGUUGAUUUUGGAGUAAACGGUCUCUUUAAGCUUGAUGAGCAUGUAGUCUAGCUGCUUUAUGACUGAACAACGACUGAAUGUUUUGAUCAGAGCCAAACUAAUGAGCCCAAUUUAUAUUAAUAUACAAUGUUUUUUAUGUCUUUACAGUUAUUAAUUACACACAAGAGCAAUAACUUGUAGUUUUUUGUAUAGUUUUUGAUUAAGAUGUUCUGUAAUUCCUUUUGAUCAUAUGUUACUUUCAGCAUGUGAAUUAUUUAGACUGUGGUCUGUCUUUAUGUACUAGUAAGUAGAGAUACAUUAAUCUUGUGCUAGUGCAGAAUAAUUUGUGCAUAGUGUAAUGUAAGAAAAAUAUCUUUGUUUCUCAAAAAAGUGCAAUUUCUCUUCUCGCUCUUUUCACUGUUGUCUGGGAAGCUAACUGUAUUUUUUAUUAUUGCUGAUCUGCAAUAAA